Messenger RNA from Salarias fasciatus (jewelled blenny), 1214 nucleotides. RefSeq names its product membrane-spanning 4-domains subfamily A member 15-like. The record is from RefSeq and is a predicted model, not a curated record. Lineage: Eukaryota; Metazoa; Chordata; Actinopteri; Blenniiformes; Blenniidae. Gene Ontology annotation, cellular component: membrane. Bases 150 to 842 code for a protein of 230 amino acids. The transcript is spliced from 8 exons.
UUUUUUUUUUUUUCCGGGAAUCAGUGAGUCAACUGAGGACUUCUUUUGGUGGGGCAAGAAGAAGCUUGUCUGGAUCUGAACUGUUGCUGUCCUAAAGUUUCAGCAAGUGGAGCAGCUCAGAAGAUCGCAGGAACUUCUGGACGUGGAACAUGGCUUCUUCUAACGUGGCUUCUUCCGCUGUGUCCUACACCCCGGGAAAUAUGAUGGUGGUCACCCACGUGAUCCCGGUGGCUCCCAACGAGGAGCAGCAGACGCUGCUGAAUAGAAGACACAAGUUCAGGAAGGUACAUCCUAAGGCGCUUGGGACCGUUCAGAUCAUGAUUGGCGUGUUGACACUGCUGUUUGGGAUCGCGACGGCUGUCCACAUACCUUCACUGGGAGUCUUAAGCGGGAUCUUUGUGUGGGGAGCUUUGAUCUACAUCGCCUCUGGAUCUGUGACGGUGGCUGCUGAGAAGCAUUUGAGUCGUUGCCUGAUCAUCGCCUCUCUGGUGCUCAACAUUGUAGCAGCAGUUAUUGCUACAGCUGGUGUCGUCCUCUUUGCACUGGAUCCUGUAGUCUUGUGCUUCCACUAUUGUGGAUAUUCGAUCGUGGUGGCUGUGUUCCAGUUCCUGGAGCUCAUUGUUUCAAUCACCAUGGCAGCAUACGCCUGUACUGCAACCUGCUCCUACUGCUGCACAGAGCCGCAAGUCUUCAUUCAAGCUGCAGAAGGUCCCACUCAGGCCCCGCCCCAUUUCCAAGAAGCAUCUGUUGCCCCCGCUGAGCCAUAUCCACAGGUGAUGCCCAACUUUAAAGACCCAGGGGAUCUGGGUUCUGCUGAGCCUCCAGCUUACCAGCCUAACUGACCCACACACAUCAACUCUGAUCCUUGCAAAGCUGCUGCUUGAGCUUGUUUUUUCUUUUUCUGCAACCUUAAAGAUAUAUCAAUGACAAAUGUGGAAACAGAUGAACUACAAAGGGCAAAAAAAAAUGAGACCAGACUUUCAUUGAAUGUAUUUGUAGAAGCUUUGCGGUGGUAAAUGUGGAUUCCACUUGACUGUUUUUUUUUUUUUAGAUUAAGGGAGAACGUGUAUGACGGUCGAUAUAUGAGUGCAAGCUGCAAAGUGAUAUAUCAUUGCUGAAAUGCUAUGUGUCAGACAGCAAUUUGAACAUCAAUGUGCAAAGUGGAUUUAGUUUGAGGCUAUUAAAAGAAAUUAAAAAUGCUUCAGUUCAGUUAA